Salvelinus namaycush (lake trout) is the source of this 2216-nucleotide messenger RNA. Its product is annotated as neuron navigator 3-like. NCBI's taxonomy places the organism in Eukaryota, Metazoa, Chordata, Actinopteri, Salmoniformes, Salmonidae. Gene Ontology annotation, molecular function: protein binding. The transcript has 8 exons. Gene Ontology annotation, biological process: nervous system development; neurogenesis. The annotation marks the transcript as partial. The record is from RefSeq and is a predicted model, not a curated record.
CGCUGUAGGCUACAGAAUGACUGCGGCUGCUCUCCCUCUCCAGACUUCUCUCUGAGAGGCAGCCCUCUCUUUAUUUUGUCUUCUCCUUCCCCUCUUUUUCUCUGCCAGACGUCAGGAGGAGACACAGGGCUCUUGUUUGGCCUCUCUUGUGUGGGAAACUGAGGGAAAAGACUCCUCUCGCUCUUUUUUCAAACUCUUCCUCCUGUCCGCUUUUGAACUCUCUCUCUCUGGAUGUGACGGACCAUGCCGGUGGUAGGGGUAGCCUCCAAGCUCAGACAACCCUCAGUGGGCUCCAAGCCGGUCCACAGCGCUCUCCCCAUCCCCAACCCGGGAAGAACCGCUGCCACACGAGGGUACAUGGCCAGGACCCCAGAGCUGAGGGGGUCAGAAUCCCCCCUGCUCUCCUCCUGUCAGCUGUCACUCAAGUCAGAGUACCAGGAGAGGAGGACGCAGCAGAAGCAGCAAGGACGGAGCAAGGAGACAGAGGAGAGUAAGAUCUGCAAGAUUUAUACAGACUGGGCCAACCACUACCUGACCAAGUCUGGCUGCCCUCGACUCAUCAAGGACCUGACCAUAGACAUUGCUGAUGGAGUUCUGCUGGCAGAAAUCAUCCAGAUCAUAGCUAAUGAGAAAGUGGAGGACAUCAAUGUCAGCCCCAGGAGUCAAUCACACAUGACCGAGAAUUUGGACGCCUGCCUCAGUUUCCUGGACGCCAGAGGAGUGAAUGUACAAGGGCUCUCCUCAGAAGAGAUCCGGAAUGGGAACCUAAAGACCAUCCUGGGACUGUUCUUCAUCCUGUCUCGCUACAAGCAGCAGCAGCAACAGCAGCAGCAGUACUACCAGUCCCUGGUAGAGCUUACACACCAGACCACCGGGGCGGCGCCGGCCAGCCCCCUCAAAACGCAACCAGAGAUGCAGUCCAGUCUCACUGCGCGGUAUGGUAGUCCCCCGGGUCACAGUGGAAUAGGAGCAACACCACAGAAGAAAAACACAAGGUUGCCAGGGCCGACCAGGGUGUCCGCUGCAGGCAGCGGGGCCCCCAAGGGCCAAGGAUCCUCCAACCUCAACAGGAGGAGUCAGAGCUUUAACAGCAUCGAUAAGAGCAAGCCUCUCCAGUAUGCUAGUGGCAAUGACAGAGAAUCGGCGAAGAGCAUCCCUCUGCCUGGCAGCAUGAACGGAGGUGCCCCCGUGCCCACCAGCCUCAGCGGGCAGCAGCUGGCCUCUGCCAUCCCCUCCCCCACCGCUGGCAAGUCCUGGCGCAGCAAGUCCAUGAACAUGAAGCACAGUGCCACCUCCUCCAUGCUCUCGGUCUCCACCUCGCCCUCUCACUCGCCCACCCCACCCCCUGCCUCCGACCGCCUACGGCCCCCCAUGACCGAGGCGCCCAAGUCGGGCUCUGUCGCUGGCGGUGGCGCCUCCCAGAGAUCUAUGCUGGACAAGUUCCGGAUGAUCAACCCUCGCUCGGCCUCGCGGACAUCGCCGUCGGUGGCCGAGAUGGCCUUGCAGGAGGAGGAUGACAUGUCGGAGUACGGCGAGGAAGGGCUAAGCAUAACGGAGCCAACGUCGUCAAUGUGUACUAGCAGCAGCAACAGCACCAAGCCGCUGGCCAAGACUGCCUCGCCCCCCUCCCUGGCAGCAGCCAACAAGGGCUGUGUGAAGGACUCGUCGCCCUCCACCGGCGGCAGCAAUAAGUCCCUGCCCCAGCCCAAAGACAAGGAGGAUAAGAGCAGGAGCAAAGGAGGUAAGGCCAGCACCCCUCCCAAAGAGGAACAACGGGAACCCAUGGUGGAUCCAUCCAAGAAGACCUCUAAGAUCGCCAGCCUCAUCCCCAAGGGAGGCAAGCCUGCAGCGGGAAAGAAGGACAGCGCCAUCCCCCCUGCCUCCAGUGGAAUCCCCAAGCCUGGGCUCAAGGCCCCCUCGGCUACGGGGAAGCCGGCCGGCGGUCAAGCCCAGACCCAGGCCACCCAGGGUGGUAGUGGAGGGGGCAGGGAAGGGGACAAGGCCAAGGUGGUUAAAGGGGGCCAGGGGGGCUACUACAUGCAGCAGCGCUCCCUGGGGGGCCUGGAGGGCCGGCGAAGCAACAUGGUGUCUUCCACCAGCACCUCUGCCCUGUCCCAGCCCCCAGGGGCCAUGGGGGGGAACGGAGCGGUGCAGCUCCCCCAGCAGCAGCAGCACAACCACCCCAACACAGCCACCGUCGCCCCCUUCAUGUAUAG